AUGGCUGCUAGUGGCGGCGUCGUCGCCGCCGGCGAGAGGCUACGCUACGCUGAAGACUCGCCGCCCCCGACCAAGCGGUCGGACGCCGACACUGACCGGAGACUGGCAAGAAGUUUGAUAGCUGUGGGACUGGGUAUUGCAGCUCUUGGAUUUGCAGGUCGCUACACAUUUCAAAUCUGGAAACCUCUAGGACAAGUAAUCACAGAAACUGCAAAGAAGAUUUCAACUCCUAGUUUUUCAUCCUACUAUAAAGGAGGAUUUGAACAAAAAAUGAGUAGGCGAGAAGCGAGUCUUAUUUUAGGUGUAAGCCCAUCUGCCGGCAAGGCCAAGAUUAGAGCAGCUCACAGGAGAAUCAUGAUUUUGAAUCACCCAGAUAAAGGUGGAUCUCCUUACUUAGCAACCAAAAUUAAUGAAGCAAAAGACUUGCUAGAAGCAGCCACCAAACAUUGACUGAUGCUCAAGGACCACUCUGAAGGAGAAAAAGGGGGACCUUAUAAAAAAUGUCCUGCAAGUUAAUCUAAAUCAUGACCUUCAUAAUUUUCAUACAUGUAGUGACCACAAUCAUUUCUUCCACUACUAAGCUAUAUAAUAAUAAAAGAUGAACAAUCCAUCUUUGUUUUAUCU
Lipotes vexillifer (Yangtze River dolphin) is the source of this 624-nucleotide messenger RNA. RefSeq names its product DnaJ heat shock protein family (Hsp40) member C15 (gene DNAJC15). Bases 1 to 450 code for a protein of 149 amino acids. Gene Ontology annotation, molecular function: ATPase activator activity. Gene Ontology annotation, cellular component: PAM complex, Tim23 associated import motor. The record is from RefSeq and is a predicted model, not a curated record. The transcript has 6 exons. NCBI's taxonomy places the organism in Eukaryota, Metazoa, Chordata, Mammalia, Artiodactyla, Lipotidae. Gene Ontology annotation, biological process: protein import into mitochondrial matrix.